Molecule: messenger RNA, 473 nt
Organism: Colletotrichum phormii
Lineage: Eukaryota; Fungi; Ascomycota; Sordariomycetes; Glomerellales; Glomerellaceae
Exons: 1
Coding region: 280-459 (59 amino acids)
Source: RefSeq, a predicted model, not a curated record
UGCCUCAUCUUGCAUAGCCUUUACCUUGGCCUGCCCACCACUUGCAGCACAAAGGUCCGCAUUCUCCAUUUGUUACGGUUCCUACAUCGUUAUCCCCAGCCCAUCCAUUUCCAACUCAUCCAGUUCAGCGGAGCUCUACUUCCUUGCUCCCCUUUCCCAAGAACCCCAGUCCCCAGUCCCCAGUCCCCCGUCUUCGCAGUCCUUGGUGUAAUGCCAAAUUGCCAAUGACAAAGUUCCCCUCAUCAUUCUCGGUCUCCAUCAAUCUUCAUUCCAUAUCGAAUGGUAAGAUGCUCUCCUCUUUUGCAUCUUACAUGUUCGGGGUGCUCCACCAAGAGACCUUACCAACCUGUCAGUCCUCCAAUGCAUGUGCGAUCUUCCACCCUGUAUCCUCUCUCAUAUUGGUCUUCCCGUCCCUUAUCCCCCAUUCCCCCCUCUUGGUCGGCUCAUACUAUACAUUAGCUCCAACGGACGGG